Centrocercus urophasianus (Greater sage-grouse) is the source of this 7450-nucleotide messenger RNA. RefSeq names its product CDK5 regulatory subunit associated protein 2 (gene CDK5RAP2). Lineage: Eukaryota; Metazoa; Chordata; Aves; Galliformes; Phasianidae. The record is from RefSeq and is a predicted model, not a curated record. Gene Ontology annotation, cellular component: microtubule organizing center; microtubule plus-end; perinuclear region of cytoplasm. Gene Ontology annotation, biological process: regulation of mitotic cell cycle spindle assembly checkpoint; negative regulation of centriole replication; positive regulation of microtubule polymerization. The coding region runs from base 90 to 6059 and encodes 1989 amino acids. Gene Ontology annotation, molecular function: gamma-tubulin binding; protein kinase binding; calmodulin binding. The transcript has 38 exons.
UGGCGGAAGCGGUUGCGGCCGUUUGAAUUCCAGCGGAGCCGCCAAAGCUCCGCACAAAGGCGCCGGAGCCGUGGCUGGCUGCGGGCGGUAUGGAUUCUCUACCAGGAGAAGACGUAACGCUGCCGGUGGGCUUCGAGGGCAGUGUCUCCGUGCUGCCAGACAUCUCCCGCGAGGGCCCGCAGCUCGAGCCGGCCGGCUGCCGAGGUUUACCAGAUGUGGCAGAAGACACAGUCUCACCAAUCAGAGCUCGGACCAUGAAGGACUAUGAAAAUCAAAUCUCUGAUCUGAAAAAAGAGAACUUCAACCUGAAGCUUCGUAUAUACUUCCAGGAAAUGCGAAUACAGCAGAAGUUUGAUGGUCCCACAGAAGACAUGUACAAAAUUAACAUCGAGCUGAAAGUUGAGAUAGAAAGUCUGAAGCGUGAUCUGCAGGAGAGAGAGAAGCUCCUCAUCAAGGCCUCAAAAGCAGUUGAAAGCCUGGCCCAGGGUGGUGAUGCUGAAAUACAGCGUGUGAAAGAGGAGGCACAAAGAAAGUUACAAGAAAUGGAAGGAAUCUUGACUGGCAGAAUAAACCUUCUGGAGGAGAAUCUUAAAGCUGCCCAAGAGGAGGUGGAGAAAGCCAUUGCAAUGGCAGAGAAGGAGAAAGCAUUGAGAAUUGUCGCUGAGCAGAAACUUUCUUCACUUGCAAACGCUCCUGCAAAGGAUCUGGAUAUGAUUGCAGGAACUGAGAAGGACAGACUUACAGAGCAACUGAAUCUGUCUUUGAAAAGUAAAGAAGCUGCAAUUCAACAUCUUGAAGAAAACUCUCAGAGUGGACCUGGUGAUGGGAGCUUAGCAGAGAAAAUUGAAGAAGUUACCAUUGCUUUGAGGCGUGAAAAAGACAGUGAGAUAGAGGCUAUUAAGAUGGAACUUAAAAAUGAGAGAAAUUCCUUUGAAAAAAAAAUCCAGUCUCUCGAAGAAGAGUUGCAAGAGAGGGAAAAUGAGCUUGCUGUUGAAAAGAAGAAUGGCUUGAAAAGGGAUAAAACCAUUCAAGGGCUAACUGUUGCACUAAAAGCAAAGGAAAAAGAGAAUGAAGAACUUGCUUCUGAAAUUGAAGCUCUCAAUACUUCGUUGGCUAAGGCAAGAGAGGCAACUCAUCAAGCACACAUCCAAAAAUUCAAGGGUGCUGAGGAUUAUCAAGCUCUCCUGAUGGAAAAAGAGACCCUCUUAGCAGAGCUGCGUUCAGAAAACCUCACAAAAGAUGCUGAGAAUCGUAAACUGCAACGGAGGAUUAAAAGGACUGAUCAAGAGCUAAAUGAUCUGAAUUUAGAAAGAGAGAAAAUGGAGAAGGAGCUGGAUGAAGCACAGAUGCAGAAGAACAGAAGUGACAAAACCAUUAAUGAUCUCAGGAAUCAAGUAGAGAAAUUACACGGUGAAAUGGCUGAGAAAGAAAAAGCUGUUGAACAUCAUUACAAUAUUCUUUUGAGCGAAAGCAAUCAGAAGUUGCAGAGCCAAGAGCUACUUAUCAAGCAACUAACAGACAACGUCAGUCAAAAGGAUCUUUGGCUUCAGAAAUCUGAUGAAACAAUUAAAGAAAAGGAAGCAGAAUUGCAAGAGCUGCUGAAUAAGUACAAGAACCUUCUAAGAGACAAUCAAGAACUUGAGCUGAAAAAUGAGGGCUUGGUAAAGGAAAAAUAUGCUGCACAGUCUGAACAGUCAGUCAUCAGGAUAGUCAGAGAGUUAGAGGAAAAAAAAGAAUCUGAAUAUGAAAAGCUGAUCCUUGCUUUAAAAAAGGAACAAAACAUUUAUUCUACACUGGUGCAGACCUUUAAGGAAUCAGAUAGUUUAAAUAGCUUGCAGACAGAAUUAAACAAGAUCUUCAUGUUACGGAAACAACUCGAAGAUGACAUUCUAGCCACUCGGAAUCUCCAGAAGGUCUUAGAAGAUCAGGUUAAGAAUGCUAAAAACAGGCAAGAUGAAACGCUAUCUUUCUGUGGAGAUCAAACAUCUUAUAUGAGUAUUUGCUUAGGAGAGCAAGAUAAUUUAAACCUACAGAUAGACCAUCUGUCUCUUGAAGAACUUAAGAAAAAGGUUACUGAUCUUCUCUUGGUGGUUAAAGACCUGCAGUUAAUUAAUCAAGAACUUAAGAUGAAACAGCUUGGAUUCUUCAGAACAGAUUCUCAAGGGAAGGAAGCAGUGAAGAUAUUAAACCAGAAUGAGUUUCUUGAAAUAACAGAAGAGCAGGUGAAGCAGACUGAAGAUGGUGACAAUGACAGGAAGAUGCAGAGCAGUCAGUUUUAUGAGAGGGACAGUCAGAUAUGCCUUCAUGAACCCAUGGAUUGUCCUUCUGAGGUGAAUAAGCAGAUAACUCCAUCAGGCUAUUCAGAGAGUUUCUGCAAAGAUGGACAUUAUAGGAAUCCAAAUAAGCCUCAGCUUGAACAUGAUACAACUGGCAAACACUUUGGCAGAAUAGGGAUGAGUGAACAUGAAACAGAAGAGAUGAACUUGCUCACAUCUUUUUUAAGAGAAAAUAGAACAUCUGUACUUGAAUCUACCAGACAAGAACAAAUGAAAACUGUAAAUGAACUGUUAGAUCAUCUGAGCACAACUGAGCGAGAACAUUCAAGUGAAGACACAGAGAAAGAGAAUGAAGAUCUUAGGCAAAUGAUCAUUCAACUAAGAGCUGAACUCAAACAUUUCAAGCAAGCCAAUAAAUUCUUAAAGCAGCAAGCAGAAUUAAAAUCAACUUUUGAUGGGAAAGAGAAGCUUCAUGCAGAUGCGACGCCAGAGAUUAAUAAGGAUAUUGAGUUGCUGAAAGCAGAACUGAAAGAUGCAGCUACACAAACAAUGACUUUAGAGGAAAAUGUCAUGAGACUCAAAUGUGAAGACAAUAAAGGAGCCUCGGAAGGGAGAACAAAAUAUUCAAGAUUAAAUGCAGAAGGAGAACUUCAGCAGGAGAACGUGUGUAAGAGCGAACAGCAUGAAAGAGGCUUUUUUUCAAGAACAACUGAAACUGAUGCUGCUCAUCUGCUGAGGAAGUCCCGGCUGCCCGUCCUGCUACGAUCAUCCAGACCAGUAGGAAAUUGGCCUGUGAGCUCCUCUGUGCACAGGCUGCAUUCAGCACUCUGGAAUCACACCGGAGCACCCUAUGAAGGUCUGAAGGCAUGUGAGGUUCAAACCAAGCAACUUCAACCACAAGCAAAUGGAGAGCUGCUAUUGCACGAGUCUGGAACUGCAGACCUGCAAGAAGAGCCUGCACAGGAGAGCACAUUAGUGACAGGUGACUCAUUCAGCAAAGCAGGCAGCACUGGGCCCCAGGUUGAAUCACAGGAUGCCGAUACAGGGGGCAAGAAGGAAUAUGUGAUGUACAGAAAUCAGCAGAACUGUCAAGAAAUGGAAAAUCAUCAUGACAUUAGCGAUGUGAAUAUCCAGCAUUCAUUAAAAGAAAUAAAUGAAGAGCUUUAUUCAGUGGAACAUGAGGACACUGACUCAGCCACAGCACAUUCAGGUUCCAAGUGUCUUCGUUCUCUCAAAUCGAGUGUAACAAGCACAGAUGCACUUGAUGACUGCGAAGUCGUAGAUGAUACAGAAGAACUGAAACAAAGAAUUAAGAGUAUGCAGUCUGAACUUGAAAAGUACAAAAUGUUCGUAUUUCAUUUACAGACCUCUGACCAGCUUUUAUUGAGUGGUAUUUCCAGUGCAGUGCUGAGUGAUGCAGCUUUGCCUGGGGCAGGACGUUUUGUACAAGAUACAGCUAUGCAGGAAAUCAAACCAUUUCCUGGUUUACAUCAGCUGAAGGAUUGUGAGAUUCACACCGAAAAUAGGAAUUCACAGUCUUCAAAAGCACAAACCUUGUGGCCAGCACAAAACUUUAAGGAAAUACUCUCAGCUAAUGAGACAGACCUCAAAAAAGAGCUGGUUGCAGAUAUGCAUCCUGAUGACGUGUACAGUCUUCAAAACAAACUGAGAGACACAUCACCAUCCAAAUAUGAUUCAUUAGUUCGUUCACAAGCUCAAGAGCUUUCCAUUCAACACCACCAAAUUAAGGAGAUCCGCUGUGGCUGUGUCACUUACCAUCAGCAUCUGACGAGCCUUAUUAAGGCUUUUGAGGAACUGCUUCAAGCCAGUGAUGUGGAUUAUUACGUUGCUGAAGGCUUCCGUGAGCAGCUGAAUCAAAGUGUGCUGUUGUUUGAAAAGCUGGAAAGGAAACUCCUGUAUGGAGAGUCAGUAGGUGCAGAAGUUACCAUACUUUAUGAAUUAGCUCAAAGGGAAAAUGAGAAGAAUGCCACGAUGUAUGAGGAGCUUAAGGAUGAAUCACCUGUACCAUCUGCUCUUCAUAGCCUGUCUGAUUUUGAUUUGUCAGAGAAGUCAUCUCUCGGAUCACCAGAGCCCAGACAUGACCUAGGAGAAGGACAGCAUGCCACACUGGCACUUCUGCCAAGCAAAUUUCCCCCAGAGUUAUUAAUGGAGUAUCUGAAUGAAAUUCGAAUCCUGAGACAACGUUUAGAAUACUCCAUAAAAAACAAUGAGAGACUGAGGAAGCAGCUUGAGAGGCAAGUAAGAGACAAAGAGCUAGAUCAAGGUUCUGCAAACAAUUUUAUCCAUGGCUCAGAGCAGCAUAAUUCUCUCACUUCUGAAGUACAUUUCCUGAGAAAGCAAAAUCAAGUUCUGAAUGCAAUGCUGGCAAAAGGAUCCAGAGAUAAACAAAAGGAAAAUGAAAAGCUAAGAGAAUCUCUUUCUAAAAAGAAUGCAAUCAUUGAACGUCUUCACGAGGAUUAUGAACGCAUCAAGAAAGAAAAUGAAAGGUUGCAAAAACAAAUUGGCAAAAAGGAGGACGAGACCAGAUAUCUGACCUGUGAAAUUUACAGCAGUCGUAAUGAAUUAAACAGGUUGCAAACAGAAAUGAAUGUAAAGCAGCAUCAGCUCUCCGAGAAUGAGAAGUUACUGCAGUCGCUCCGGACUGAGAUCAAAGUUUAUGAAAAGCUGGAGGAAGCAAGGAGGAAGAGGACAGAUCCCAGAUGUGAUGCAUCAGAAGAAUUUCGAAAAGAUCAGAAUAAUCCAGUUGACUUGCAUGAACUACUGACUGAAAUACAGAGUUUGCGAGUGCAGCUUGAAAGAAGCAUAGAGACAAACAAGACUUUGCACGAAAAAUUGGAGGAGCAGCUUUCAAAAGAAAAGAAGGAGGAAAUGGGAUCAGUGUCAGCUGUGAAUAUCAAUUAUCUUUUCAAACAAUCUCAGCAUUAUGCAGGAAUGAACGAAAAUCCUUGCAAAUGCCCUGCUGCCAGCAGAAACACUUGUGAGCUGCAGAAGCACAGACACGGCUUUUCGCUGGCACAAACAGGUACACACUCUGCCUCUAAAGAUGACUUAGACUGCUGCAGUACCUCAUCUUCUGGUACACCAUGUACCCCUCGGCUCGUUCCUGGGCAUCGGAUGUGGGCAGACAAAAAUGGGCGCCACGUCCUUGGUUUGAUUGAGGAUUACAAUGCUCUCCGGAAACAGAUUUCAGAAGGGCAAGAGGUUUUGGGAGAAAUGGAGGUUACUUUAAGAGAGGUCGCCGGUACGAAGCUGCAGGAGCCUGGAAUCAAGGUACCAGACCAGGCAUCGCUGCAAAGCUUUUCUGCAAGCACCAACACAGUGCAGCAGAUUUUAGAAGAGGCUGCACGUUUAUUGAAACUUCUCUGGAGAGUUUCCCUUCCAAUGAAAGCAGCACACAGUUCUGCUCACGGCACUCAGGAUGAAGGAAUGAAAGCAGAAAUACUUCGAUUGCGGAAGAAACUGACUGAGCAAGAGAAGAAGUUACACAGCACAGUGAAACGCUUGCACUCUACAAACCAGCUGAAGGAAAACAUGGAGAAAGUCAUCAUUGACCAGUUGGUUUUAACUCAUGAUGUCCUGAAGAAGGCUAGAGGAAACCUGGAAGUAAGUGAAGUGUCUGCUGCCCUUAAUUCCUUGACAUGCUCAGUAGAAAUAGGCACUGCUAUGCCAGUAGCAUUUUGCAGAAUUAGUCCAAUUUGUUUUGGGUUUGCAAUUGGAACAACAUUAAGAUCAAGUCUGGGUGACAGCAGGUUGCCACAAUAAAUAUUCUGCACUACUUGAUGUUUGAAUUAAAGUUUCAUGACUGGCCCUGCAAACAUCUAAACCCUCUCUCUUUUCUGAUACUUUUCCCCAGAUUAAUAUUCAGAUGUCUUUUUUCUUCUCCGAUGAUUUAUUUUCAUCAGCUCACAGUCCAAUAAGCUGUCUGCUGAAGAAGUUCACAAAAGGCAUCUUUAUUUAAAGCCUGAGUGUGGGUUAACAACCGGUGCUUCUGUUUUCCUAAAAUGCAGACCUGAUAGGUGAAGCUUCUGCAAACAGCUCUUUGCUAAUGCAGAGCAUUAAAUUACUUUGAGCGUUUAAGUAUCCACUGUUUGGAUUUGAUUUCUCCCAGAAGGCUCUGACUUCACUCCCAGAAGGCUGUAAUAUACUUCUCCACUCCUAAAUCGCAUCCUUCUCCUCACACCAUUCCAUUCUCAAUGGCUGUAUGGUUCCCAGCCUGCCCUUAAAUUUCUCUCUCUUUUUGUGAAUCUUUUCUCUAUUAUCCUCAUCAUCAGCACAUUCUGAGCACCUCCUUAUGCAGCUCCUACACAGGCUCAGUCCUACCUGAGUUGGAGAUGGAAGACAUGAAGUCUUUCUGCUUACAGAAAUCUCAUCUUUCGUGGGUAGAUCAGCUGAACACAGGAUUUGCUGAUUCUUUUGUGGGAUGAGAGCUCAGGGAUAGGGACUGGAUCUGUGCAGUACAGCAGAACAGUAUUAAUUAUUGCUUUUCUAACCAGGUCCCAGCAGCUGACAAUCAAAAACCAGCUUCCUAUUCCAGCAAAAAAAGGAUUCUCUGAAGGAGAAAGGUCCACUAAUAAAGACAGACCGUUCCUCUGCAUGGUGGUUGCUUCUUUAUGCCUUACUAUUUAUUGAUGUUAAAAGAGCUGAAAGAAUAUUUUUAUGGAACCAGCUGUGGGGAGGGAGAAGAGCAAAAAAAAAUUGGUUUUUUGUAAAUAACUUAUUUAACAUUUUCUGUAAUGUAAAAGAUGUUGGUUUUUAAUAUUUAUUACAAAAACAUGGUACUGGAGUUACUGAAAAAACCCAGAUUUUUUUUAAAGCUGGCUCAUUUGAGAUUUUAUAUUGUGUUAUACAGCUGUUUGUUGUUGUAGUCAUACAGGUCCUGAAAGAAUCAAGAGCACAAUCCAUCUUCCAGCCCUUUUCUCUACUGCUGAAAUGACAGAACAGAGGUGAAAGAAGAAUGGUUUUGCCAGCUGUCGUUGCUUUAUAGUAACAUAAAUAAUGUUCAGUAUUUAAAAGCAUUUAAAUCUCAUCUGGAAGAUUCUCCUGGAAGCCACCUCCUGUGCUUCCUCACUGCCCUGUUAGGAAGUUAGAUUGAUGCUAGGUCUGAAAGUACUAUAUAGGGUCAGACCAUUCAAUUAAAUUUUAACAUAAUCACA